UCCUGCCAGGACAGUGGCAGCCACAGAAAAGGCUGAAAAUAACCGCUGAGAGGAGCAGAAUUCCUCCAACUGAGUGAUGUUGAGGAAAAAGGACCGAGUUGCUCGUGAAUAAAACAGCAGGACCCAUGACCCUGACACGAGGAUCCUUCACCUACUCAAAUGGCGAGGAGUACCACGGCGAAUGGAAAGAAGGUCUGCGUCAUGGCCUGGGUCAGCUGAACUUCAGCGAUGGGACGUGCUACACCGGACAGUUUGAGAACGGUCUCUUCAAUUGCUGUGGGAUGCUGGUCUUCCCUGAUGGUUCCAGGUAUGAAGGUGACUUUGUGCAGGGGAAGUUCCAUGGUGCUGGAGUCUUCACUCGCUUUGAUGGGAUGAAGUUUGAAGGCGAGUUUAAAAGCGGUUGUGUGGAUGGCUACGGAGUGCUCACGUUUACGGACAGCGGCCCCGGUGCUGGAGGCAGCAGCCAUGAGGGCCUGUUUGAGACCAACCAGCUGAUAAAGACAGAGAACAGCCAGGAAGCCGUGCAAAGGGCACAGGCGGCCGCCGCCAAAGCCCGAGCUCUGGCCAUGUGACCCAGAUGACAUGACCCUCAGUGCCCCGCUGAUCCACCUCCCAUCGCUCUGCUGUUGGAUUGAACAACAGUCAAAAAACAAUUCUUAUCUUUCAUUUAUAAUCUAUUUUGUUCUUCAGCUUUUUUCUUUUUGUAUUAUUUCUUAAACCGAUUAGGUAAAUUGGACACUCUAAAUUGGCUGUAUAGGUGUGAGUGUGAUGAAUGACUGAAUGAAUGGUUGUUUGUCUCUAUGUGGGUUUGGACUGGCGACCUGUGCAGGGUGUACCCCGCCUUUCACCCUAUGUCAGCUGUGAUUGGCUGAAUGAGUGUGUGAGUAUUAUUUCUUAAACCUAAAAAAAAAAAGCUGCAGUAUAUGAUCUUGUAGAAAACAACAUCUCCAGCAUAUUUGUGUUGUAUACAUAUCUUCUCUGCCUUUGAUUAGAAAGCCACUGAUUCAGGAUCAAUUCAGCCAAACACAGAUUUACUGUUCAGUCAAAACACUGGUGCUAAAUCUGUUUCAGGGUCAGCUCACCUUACAACUGUGGAUUCAAUUUUCUAGUGAACACUGAUGUGGUGAUUUUCAUGUCAGAGAAUGCCAGAACAUCUGAGUUUAAACUGGGCUAAAUUUAUUCAAAUUACAUGUUUACUUUUGUUCAUGCAAAAAGAAAAUCUUCACCUGAAUGACAUAUCGUAUAUAAACAUGUAAAUCAGAUUCUUCCUUUGUCUUACAGCUGUGAAAAUCCAGCAAAUUACUUGGCCUGUUAUGCUAGAUGUGAAACACACAUAGGUCACCACAAUAUAGUGUAUUGCAGUGCCUUUAAAUGGCAAUCAUGAGAAGUUUUGGAAAUGACAUGCUUGCUAUUCAAAUGGUCACCUCCGUGUUCACCACACUCCCGAGAGAAGUCGGAAAAACCACGGAAGCAAACGUAUCCUGGGACUAUAAGCGAUAAUAUAAAGCGUAUAAGCAAUCCUAUGUCAGGGUUUGUGAGGUUGCUCUGAGUUUCUGAGUUGGAAAUCCGAGUUCAGGGAGCUUAGAAAUUCCCAGGUCUGACUUCAAAUGGAACAAACCAUCAAAGAUUUCAGAAACAUUCCACUCGCGAUGUUGUGAAUACAUUAUGAGGAGAGCGUUCAAAUGGACUCAUCGCAUAAUAAACACAUUCAUUACGCCACUCAAAUGGCGCCAUGAGUGUAGGUAAAUAUCCUGCCUAAUUAUUAAUGAAUGAGGGCCACAUGUUUGGUGUAGUGGUCAGCACUCCUGGGUUCAUGACCCAGUCAGAACGAAGGCUUCUUGCUGCAUGUUCUCCUCGUUUGUGCAUGUGUUUUCUCCGGGUUCUCCAGUUUCCUCCCACAGUUCAAAAACAUGCAGAUUUGGGGAUUAGGCAAAGUGGACACUCUAAAUUAACCGUGAGUGUGAGAGUGGAUGGUUGUUUGUCUCUGUGAUGGACUGGUGACCUGUCCACGGUGUGACCCCACCUUUCGGCCACUGUCAGCUAGGACUGGCAGCAGGAUAAAGUGGUAGUGGAUGAGUGAAUUAUAAGUUGAAGGGUAAAUGAAUCUACAUAUAAUAUUAAAGUAUAAUAAACUACAGUUACUAAAAUAACUUAAUUAAGCCGUGACAUUUGUUGUGGUGCAUUCACACUGGAUGCACAAGUAUGCACAUGUUUGCUCUCACGGGGGAAAUCUCUACACUGAUCAAAAUAUUUCAACUCAAUUCAUGUGGAGCAAUGCAAAUUAGCAUCUAUUUGAGUGUUUGCAUUCACUUUCUUGUUUCAUUACAAUGAACAAUUAUUACACUGCAUGUUUACUUAGUUUUUUUUUUUAUAAAUAUAGUCGUGGAGAACUAUGAUGAAAUGAACAUGCAAAUAAUGAAAGCAUCAACAAACCAAACUUUUGACCUUUAAAUCACCAACUCAGAACUUACUGGCUUUUCCUGCCUUCCUGUUAAAUACACAUGUGUUCACACGUCUGACCUCAUGUUGGUGCUCCAGCACCCACAUAUCAAUUGUUUAUUAUUAGUAGUUAGAGUUUUUUUUUUCCUCACUCAGUGCCGUUACAGCUCAGUCUGAUCCCAAAUCAGCAGGAACAUCCUCCUCAGUGCCGACCACACAGUGCCAACAGGCUGAGGCUGAUCCUGAAUCAGUGGCUCAACAAUCAGAGAAGUAGUGUAGUGGUGAUGGUGGAGGAGAGUGAGUGGGGGGAUAAUCAGCAGAGGGGAAUGGAAGUGCCCUGCAUGCCACAGUAAUGAUUGCAAUUUCUGUUCUGGAGGCAAUUUGGUAAUAAUGUGCAAUUCCUGCCUGACAGUAAGAUUCCCUCUGCAGCAUGAGACGCUGAACUGCUUUUGUCUUUGUCGGUCAAGGGUUUCAUUCCAAAAUAUAUGCAGGUGUUUUGUUUUAAUACUCAUUUGUAAUUUUUUACCAAAUAUGUUAUAAUUAUUAUUAUUAUUAUUAUUAUUAUUAUUAUUAUUAUUAAUAAUAAUAACAAUAAUAAUAAUAAUAAUAAUAACAAUGAUAAAUAUAUAGAGCACUCUUCAAAGGUGCUGAUCAAAACAAUAUUCACAAAAAUCAUUAGAAUUCAAAGACCACAAUAAUCAUUUUGAGAAAAUAAUUAAAAGGUGUGAAAAAGUCAUUUUAUCAUUAUUUUGAUUCCAUUCCAAUUGGAAGAAAAACAUUUUUUAAUAACAUUUUAAUGAAUGUCCUAACAGAAAAAAAAAACAUCAAAUUUAAAAUAAAUAAAUAAAGUCCAAAUAAAAUUCAUUAAUAAAUAAGGAUUAAUGAUGAUAGUGAGUCGCGUUGUUUUUGAGAGGAAACUCUUCCGUCGCUUUGCAGCUGUUCGUCUGCACUUUGUUUUUCCCGGAUUUCGUCAUCAGUGUUAAAUGUUUGUGUAUAAAUCACAAAAGAAAAAAGAAAAAAGAAAACACACAAACCUAAGGAAUAAGAAAAAAGAAGUGAAAGCAUCACUGUUGUGAACUUAACAAAGCUCUAUCUAACACAUAGUUCACGCGUGUGUGUGCCUGCUGGGAAUCAGUGUCUGUCUGCGUGAAAUGAGACUGUGUGUGUGUGUGUGGUCGUGCUGUGGGGGUGUCAGGCAUUAAACGGGAAAUAGAGUUAAUUGUCAGUUAUGUGAUUAUCUCAGAGUAAGAUUAAUUUGGGAUGUGGUUCGGGGGCUGACGUCGCCCUCACUGAACAGUUUGGCAGUGACAUCUGCAGUAAAUGUGACAGACUGAUGAAGGCAUCUCACACCUUUUAAUUGGCUCUGGGAUCCAAACAGUGACACUGUUAAAUGCAGUUAACUGUUGCCUUGAGGUGAGGUGGUGUUAUAUUUGACUUAUACAUAUGUAUGUAUAUGUAUAUAUAUAUGUAUACAUAUAUGUAUAUAUCUAUUUAUAUAUAUAUGUAUACAUAUAUCUUUUUAUUACAAAGUGUGCUUCACUGAUGGUAUGGUGUUUUUUUUUAUGAUGGAACAACCUCAUGUUCUUUCACAGGAGUCUGAUCGCUGAAACCCUUUAAGAUGCACCUUAAAAUCUCAACUUGAAAAGUUGCCAUUUGAUAUUAAUGUGUAGUUUUCACCCGUGAUGACUUAUUUCAUGUUUCACUGUGAACAGUCUCCACAAUGAAGGAGUCGGAAUCCACCUAGAAACAGAAUUCACACGUACAUUUUGUCGCAAAUAGUCAAACUUCAGCCUUGUGUAAAGCUGCUGUCAGUGAUUUACAAUAGUGUUAAUAAUCUAACUACUAUCUUACUCAGUGACAUGGGUCUGACUGUUAAGCCCAUUUUCCACCUAUAGUCUCAGCUCGACUCGCCUGGACUCACUUGUUUUGUUUCCAUUGCAAUAUAGUUCCUCCUCAACGUGGGCGGAGUCAUCACUGCACGGCUCCAUGAAACUGCUGUGACUUUUUUUUACACACACACACAAACGAGUGACUAGUGACUUUGUGCUGUCGCUAAAUACACCAGACUUACAUUUUUUCAUUUUACACAUGUCCCUGGUAAUUGUAGGAGAUUAACCCACGUUUUUUAAGAUUGUUAAGUCUUUUUUACUGAUCUACAGUUCGGCAUUGUUUGGCUCGAUUCUUGUUUUGGAGGUCACGCUCAUGCCUCUUCCUGUGACGGCACUCUGACCACGUCACGCCUAUAGCGUCAGCUCAGCUCACUUGGAACCUCGCCAGAGCAGGUACUAAAAUAAGUACCUGGUACCAGGUACUAUCACAAAUGGAAACACAAAAUAACCGUGCUGAGGCGAGGCGAGUAGCACUAGUGGAAACAUGCCAUUAGACCACACCUGUUUGUCUAAAAUCUGUCAUGUGACCAAACUCUAUACAAAAGCAAUGUAAUGGACACACCACGGCGUGAAUGGUACAUUUGAUCUGAGCAUAGAAGUAGGCUGUAAGGAGGAGAAGGGAGGGGAAAUACUAUAAAAAAAACUAAAUCAGGUGUGAAUUCUGUCUUCCAAGUGAAUUCAGACUAUAAGAGGAGACUAAAUGCCUUUUCAGUGUUUAAAAAAACAAAAAGAAAACAUGUACAUUUUAAAGUUUGACUUUUAUCUCGGCUUCAUGACUGUUUAAUGUCCACCUGUUGAUGUGUUGUUGUUGUUGUUGUUUUUCUAUUGUAGAAUGUACGUUUUUUUGGUUUUUUUUUCUCUUUGCAUGUCAGAACCUGAGUCUGUGCCAAUGGAAACUGUAAUUGUGUUACUUACUUCAAACAAACACACACACACACAAACAUUACUUUGAUUAGUUACACAAUGCUCACCCUCUCUCUCUCACACACACACACACACACACACAGGUACGGCAGAAACCAAACCCAUUACAAUAAUCACCACUGUUAUAAAAAAACAUGAGAGCAGCAUUGUGAAGCUCUGUACCUGUUGGUACAGACGGAGUUAAACGAGUGCCUGAACAACAACCUCCUUCUACUGUGCUUUGAAUACUUUAAAUAUACUGUGUGACUGUUUUAUCGUUUCUCAAGUGUCACUGUUGUUUUUGUGUCUAAAGUAAGAAAAAGAAGAAGAAUGGCAGUGUGAUACUGCAGACAACCUCCAGGGCGUGAUCCACAUGUCUCUGCCUUCACUUUAGGGAGCUAGCAUGUUAUUUAGUUACGAUGGAUAAACUGUGUCCUAAUCCAAAGGCUCCUUCAAACAUGGAUUAUCCAAAAAGUGGGAUUGUGACUGGCCUAACCUAACCUCAGCAACAGCUUGAUUAAGAAAUAAAAAAAAAGGAGGCAUCAAAUGACUAAAAUAUUACAGGAACACAAAGUAUUAUAGUGCCAAAGAUGACUGACCUCCUUCAGACUCUUAUUAACACUCAUUAUCACAUACAAGACCUCGCUGAUCCGGCUCAUGUUGAUUUAUUUGUAGCCACUGACACAAUGUGAUCAUAAAAUCAUAAAUCACAAGUAAUGCUUUAAGUCAACUGAUCUUCUCUUUUCUAUUUUUUUUUGGUUUGAUGCAUUUUUGUUAAAAAAAAAAAGUGAGAUAAAAAUAUGAGCUGUUAGUGGUCAAUGCAGUGCGGCUCCGUUGCUAGCAGGAAGUGGGAAUGUGAAAGGGAAGUCCUCUGGGGACCAGACAUAGUCCAUAGACCAGUCUUAUUUAUAAGUCACGUAGACCACAUCCUCUUAAGAAGGCAGCCCCUGGGUUGGGACACAGUUUGUAGUCUUGACCAGUGAGUAUCACACUCAUGUGAGUUUUCAGACACUGUCUUCUCUCUGCUGUGGGUUCAGCUUCAGACAGACAAAUGUGUUCCGCAAAGACAAUGCAGGCAAAAACAGUGUUUUUCAGAAGUAGAUUUCUUUGAUACUAGUGGAGAGAAAACAUGAUCUCCACUGCCUUUAUCACCACGGCACCUUUGGUUGAUUGCAAUGUUGCCAUGUGUUGAAAAGCCGAACAGCAGAACAACACUUUAUACAAAUAUGACAGGGACAUCAUCACUAACUAGGGUUACUUAAACUACUCAUCUUCCAAUUUUCCUCUGGAGCGCUGUGACCCAUUUACUAGAUUUGCCUUUAGGAAUAAAACAUAAAAAGAUCUUAUAUCACAAACUAGCAGGAUGUUUAGAGCGCACAUGCAUGGUUAAUGCCUUAUCGCACCAUUUUAAAGAAAGUAAAAAAUAAAUCUGUAUAUACAUAUUUGUCCAGAUCAGCACCAAUGUUUUAAUAGUCUCUUCCUUAUAUAAAUGAAAUGGUAAAGAAUAAGUAGGACAUGUUGAGGCUCAAUGCACCUGCCACUGCCCAGAUACUGCACUUGUGGUUGUUCAGAGGGCAGCACAGGGUGGAGAGCGUCUGACGGCAACGAUGUUGUGAUGACGGAACCUGAGGCCAGAUUCAGCCUUUCUGUGUCCACAAAGGACAGCAGUGUCUGCGUAUGUCUGCGCUGAUCGGCACUGUCGCAAACAUUCACCAACUGUGCAUACUCCACGCAGUUACAGCACGUUUAAGUCCACUUGGUGAUGCAGUCUUGUUUUGUUUGAAGUAGAUAAAGAACAAUAAAGAAAACAAUGAUCACACUUGGAGAAGCUAGCACUCAAAGAAUACAAGGACAGAGAAAUGGGAGCCAACUCCUGGUGAGAAACUGCUAUUAGAGAGAAACGUGACAUCACAGUACGCAUGCGUGGAACACUACACCGUUCACCAUCACCACUGGAUUGUACAAUCGUAUGAAUCAACAUGUUGUUUCAUACAAACUUUCUUCCUCACACCUUUUGUGGUAUAAUAGUUUUUGGGUUAGGUUAGUCUGAGCUAGACUGUGACAGUAAAUACCUGGUGUCAAACAUCCAAAGCAAUGGAAAGCGGACAGAGGAGGUGAAGAGGAGAGAACAGGCAGCGUGGAGUGGGUGGCGACGAGUGUCAGGGCUGAUGUGUGACAGAAGGAGAGCAGCAAAAGUGAAAGUGAAGGUGUACAAAACCCUGGUGAGACCUGCUAUGAUGCAUGGCCUGGAGUCAGUGGAACUGUGUAAAAGACAGGAGGCGCUGGAGCUGAAGAUGCUGAGAUUUUGGUUGGGAGAGACCAGGAUGGACAGGAUUAGAAAUGAGCAUAUAAUCCAGGGACAGCUCGGUUUGGAGAAAAAGUAAGAAAGUGAAGGCUGAGAUGGUUUGGUCACGUGCAGAGGAGGGAUAGUGAUUAUAUUGGACAAAGGAUGUUGAAGAUUUUUUUUAUGAAAUCCUCCAGUUCACAUCUGCAUCACACCUUUAAACACUGGAAAACACCGAACUCUUCCUCACAAAUGCAAAGUCUUUUCCAAUAAAAAAAGUUUCUCCAUUGUUGAACUGUUGGCAGCCAAAGGAAAAAAACAAAUAAAUACAAGGAGAACAAAAGGAAAGCUCCAUGUAUUCCUAUAUGCGUUUAAUACACUGAGCAUAAAAGAGCCUUAACAUUUAAAUCACAACACCUUCAAACACCGGAAAACACCGAAGUCGAGGUCUGCUGUUGAAAAUUGAAAAAAAAUUGAAAAAAAGUGUUACUUUGUAGCUGUUUCUUAUGAAUGUGUUGCAAAAUGAUGUCAUAAAGGCUGUAUUUGUAAUAUUAAAUGGUGGUGGGGGUGAAUAAAUGACAAACAUGAAAAACUAAA
Messenger RNA from Solea solea (common sole), 8112 nucleotides. Its product is annotated as MORN repeat-containing protein 4-like. Lineage: Eukaryota; Metazoa; Chordata; Actinopteri; Pleuronectiformes; Soleidae. The transcript has 5 exons. The record is from RefSeq and is a predicted model, not a curated record. The coding region runs from base 126 to 572 and encodes 148 amino acids.